AUGGCCCCCGAGUUGAGAAAGCGCAAGGCGCCCGCGACUGAGCCUGUUGCAGCUCCGCCUGCAAAGAAGAAGGAACCAGUUGCAAAGGCCGCCGCAAAGGUCAAGCAAGCUGUCUCCAGCCGCGCAAAGGAAGCUAAGACCAACGGCGCAUCCGGCGCGUCAGGCGCAUCCAAGAUCGCGGUGGGAGACACAAUCGACCUCGAAGGAUUUGGCGGCGAGAUCGAGACCAACGAUGGUACGAAGACGACACUCAAGUCGCUCGUCGAUGAGAGCAAGGGAGGGGUAGUUCUGUUCACCUAUCCCAAGGCAUCUACUCCAGGCUGUACCACUCAAGUAUGUAAUUUCCGCGACGCCUACACCGAUCUCACCUCCACCGGCUUUGCCAUCUAUGGUCUCUCAAAGGACUCGCCAAAGAGCAACACUACUUUCAAGGAGAAGCAGAAGCUCCCCUAUCCUCUUCUUUGCGAUCCCAGUUUGACCCUCAUCUCUGCGAUCGGCUUGAAGAAGCAGCCCAACGGUACCACCCGUGGAGUCUUCGUUGUUGAUAAGUCCGGAAAGGUCCUUGCUGCCCAGGCAGGUUCUCCCGGAGGUACAGUCGAUGUCGUCAAGAAGCUUGUUAGCGAUGGAACUACAGCAACUGAUCCAGCUGUUGAAGAACCCAAGACGGAAGACACUGCCAAUGGCGCCAAUGUAGCUGAGACUACCGCCAAAGAGGAUAUCGCCCAGGCUGAUGUGGCAGCUCAAGUUGCUGAUACCGCCGAGAAGAUUGAUAGCAAUGAGGAAAAGCCUGCUGAAGUUUAA
Messenger RNA from Amorphotheca resinae ATCC 22711, 801 nucleotides. RefSeq lists its product as hypothetical. Bases 1 to 801 code for a protein of 266 amino acids. Gene Ontology annotation, biological process: cell redox homeostasis; cellular response to oxidative stress. The record is from RefSeq and is a predicted model, not a curated record. Gene Ontology annotation, cellular component: cytoplasm. The transcript has 2 exons. Gene Ontology annotation, molecular function: thioredoxin peroxidase activity. NCBI's taxonomy places the organism in Eukaryota, Fungi, Ascomycota, Leotiomycetes, Helotiales, Amorphothecaceae.